AUGUCCCUGGAUCAGUCUGUUAAAACCUUCCGGAUUUUCGAGGUCCUACGAAGCGGCGACACAACGGCGAUUUCUAAGGCCAUCAAGGAAAGCGAAGAUCCACAAGGUGCGAUUGGGCUAUCUGGCACCACGAUCCUCCAUCUGGCGAUUCAGUGUGCGGAACCACAGGUUGUUGAGUACGUGCUGUCAGCUGGCAACGAUAUUGAUAUCAAUGCGCGGGAUCGAGAAGGCAAUACACCUCUUCAUCUUGCUGCACAACUUGGUCGCGGCCCCAUCAUACGCGAGCUAUUGGGCAGACCUUCAAUCAACGACUCGAUCGUCAACUACCGUGGACAAACGGCUCUCGAAGCCUCGCGCGCACCCGAGAUCUUCCAGCAGCUGCAGCUUGCUCGCUCGCUUUUCAUUGACGAAAAGACACAAGAGAUCCAAUCGUUAAUUGCUCAAGGCGGUUAUGACAGGUUAGAGAAGCUGUUGGAGGAGCCGCGUGUCGAAGGGAUUUUAGAUGUUAAUGCUCUGGAUCUUGUCACGGACCCUGCUACGCUUCAGUCGGGCGGUACCCUCCUCCAUGAAGGCUCUAGAAAAAGAGACACAAAGCUUAUCCAAAUCCUUUUGAUGCACGGGGCUGAUCCCUUUCGUCGCGACAAGAAGGGAAAGCUGCCCCAAGAUGUGACGAAAGAUGACAGGACGCGGGCGAUACUUAAGAAGUCCCCGGCCGCUGCUAUAGCUCAGCGGGGCAUUCAAGAAAAGGCCAUUCUCGGUACUAGCUCGGGUCAGGGUGUGUCGGGACGACCGGGGGCUGGGGAGGCCUCCUUUGCGGGGAAAGAUUCUCGGGAAAUGAAGGGCUACUUGAAGAAGUGGACAAACUAUACCAGCGGCUAUAAACUAAGAUGGUUUGUUCUUGAGGAUGGUGUUUUAAGUUAUUAUAAACACCAGGACGAUGCGGGCUCCGCCUGCCGUGGUGCUAUCAACAUGAAAAUUGCAAGACUCAACAUGGAUUCUCAGGACAAGACCCGGUUUGAAAUUCAUGGAAAGUCGUCCGUUAAGUACCAUCUCAAAGCAAACCACGUUGUAGAGGCUAAACGUUGGUUUUGGACACUUAAUAAUGCGAUCCAAUAUUCAAAGGAUGAGGCCAAGGAGGAAGAAAAGCGCCAAACAAAACACGCUGAAAUACUGCGUCAGGCAAAGAUUGACCAAAUUGACGGCCGACCUAGUGAGAAUCUCUCCGAAUCUCCAAGCUUUAAAUCUGGUGGAAAGGGGUUAGCGCCAAUGUCUCUCGGUGUUCCAAGUAGCAGUGGCACGAGACUCAGCACAUACACGUCUCGCACUACUCUAGAAGGGGUAGCCGCUGAUGACGAUGGUUCAUUGUAUGGCUCCAUAGACCAAGGGCCCAGUCAAAGUGAUAUCAAUAGGGUGGCCAGUCAUGUUACCACCGCCCCUGACUUAGAAGGUGAUGAUGACGAAUAUGUCGACUAUGCCUCUAGCCGUGAGACGCCACCUACUGAUAAGGAUGCCAUGAAUAUCACCGCACAAUCUGCAAAGCUCCAACUUGAGAUACUCGCCAAUGUUGCAUCAUCACUACAAGCGGAGAAAGCAAGUAAUCCGGCGGUUACGCUUUCAGAUGAUGCGGUUGAUCAAGCCCUGGCCGCAUACGAGGGGGCUGUGAGUAGUUUGAAGGACUUGGUGCAAAAUUUACUGAAAAUUUCUCGGGAUCGCGACUCAUACUGGCAAUAUCGACUGAACCGAGAGGCCUAUCUACGCAAAAUGUGGGAAGAAAGCAUGGCACGAAUUGCUCAAGAGCACGAUGAAUUACAAUCUAAAAUGGGCGAGUCAGAGGAAAAGAGGCGGCGUACGAAACGAGCGCUUAAGGAGGCGCUGGAGAGCACCUCACCAAGUAUCAGUCGAUCCGCCGUUAAAGCCGCGUCUGGCGAAGUGGGACUCGACGGUGAAGAAGAACCGACGACACAAGCUAUGGAAAUCGUGGAGAAUCCCUCGUACCCCGAAGAUCAAGGACGCGAGCGGCCACUGUUGCAUCACAAAAAGUCCGCCUUAUCAAAAAUUAGCAGUUUAUAUGGCUCGGACGAUGACGAUGACGAAGAAGAUGAAUUUUUCGAUGCGAUCGACUCCGGCGAGAUCGAGGUCGUGGAUCGUACAGCUCCUGAGAUAAAUGAGGAGGAAGAGGCGGCGCCUGAGGAGACGAGUAAGCUCCGUGCUGCUAGACGCUCUGAGAUUUCACCGUCGUUCAAAGGAUAUGAAGAUCCUGUUAGGGAGAGGCUUAAAAUGGACUAUGACAAUCGACCUAAAAUCUCACUAUGGGGGAUUUUGAAAUCUAUGAUUGGAAAAGACAUGACAAAGAUGACUCUUCCAGUCUCUUUCAACGAACCAACCUCGUUACUUCAACGUGUGGCAGAAGACCUAGAAUACACCGAUCUUCUUGACGUUGCUGCCGACCAGACUGAUUCAAUGGAGCGACUGGUGUAUGUCGCUGCCUAUGCCGCAAGUGAAUACGCUUCCACCAUCGGACGUGUUGCCAAACCCUUCAAUCCUCUCCUAGGCGAAACCUUCGAAUAUGUCAGACCGGACAAGGGCUAUCGGUUUUUCGUUGAGCAGGUCAGCCACCAUCCGCCAAUUGGGGUUGCUCUAGCCGAAUCACCAAAAUGGGAUUACUGGGGGGAAUCGUCUCUUAAAUCUAAAUUCUAUGGGAAAUCCUUCGACAUCAAUCUCCUUGGAACGUGGUUCUUGAAGCUACGGCCUGCGUCAGGGGGCGAGGAACUAUACACGUGGAAGAAGGUCACGUCAUCAGUUAUCGGCAUCAUCACUGGUAAUCCCACUGUUGACAAUUAUGGUUUGAUGGAGAUCAAGAAUUGGACUACCGGCGAGGUGUGCUAUCUAGACUUCAAGCCUAGGGGCUGGAAGGCGUCAUCUGCGUACCAGGUGUCAGGCAAAGUUGUCGGUCAGGAUGGCUCGCCUAAGUGGAGUAUUGGCGGUCGAUGGAACGACAAAAUCUACGCUCGUCACACACCAGGAUUCGAAGCACCAGUAUCUGGUCAGGAUCCGGAGUCAGCCAAGACAAUUCUAGUCUGGCAAGCUCAUUCCCGACCAACUGGCAUUCCAUUCAAUCUGACACCAUUCGUCAUCACGCUUAAUUCGCUCACUGACAGCCUACGACCACAGCUCCCGCCCACUGAUACCCGUCUCCGGCCUGAUCAACGGGCGAUGGAGGAGGGCGAAUACGAUUUCGCCGCUACCGAAAAGCAUCGGGUUGAGGAGAAGCAGCGUGCCAAAAGAAGAGAGAGAGAAACCAAUGGAGAACAUUAUACCCCCAGGUGGUUUAGUAAAGAUAAGUGUCCGAUUACAGGAGAGGAAUACUGGAAGCACACAGGUGAUUAUUGGGGUUGUAGGGCGAAUCAAGAUUGGCCACCUCACUCAACCAACACAAUGUCCGGCGAGUUUACCUGCGGACGCUGUUUGCAGGCUCUCCGUCGAUCUAUUGCAUCCUCUAGGUCUUCCCUACGAUCAACCCAUACUCUCAAUUCUCGACGUGGUUAUGGCUCGUCAGUUAACUUGACCCGAGAACUUGGAUCUCGAGGCAAUAAUUAUCUUUCACCCAAAGAUUCGUUGCUUUUAAACAAACAUGUCUCGUCGUUAAACUUACCUCUUCCGCCAGUCGUACAAAAAGCAACAUCCGCAACCUCAAACUCCGCCCCAGAUCCCCGAGCGCUCUUGAAACCAAAUAAUCUAUUUCACAAUUUCUCCCAAUCCCCGUCACCUGCGAUCCGACAGCGUGCGGCUUUUAUCAAACAAAACGCAUUCUGUCCCCAUCCAAGCCACCAACAGACACGAGUGCCGGUUUCACCGCAUGACCCAGAAUCGCGCAAAAGCUCCUCCAAUGCUACUCUUCCCCCAGCCCAUUCGCACUUUGAGUGCCCGGAUUGUGGCAUCCCAAUCUACUGCUCUGAAGGGCAUUGGAUGGAUGAUUUUGAAGCCCACUUGGAAGUUUGCGAGACUCUUAAGCAAAUCAAUGAAGACGACCAUGACCUACGCUCCGGGCGGUUUUUCCCGGAAUUCGCGUAUCCUGGCCUACAGGAUGAGAACUUUGUUAUUAAUAUGACAAACUGGGAUACUUUUCUUUAUACCAGGGAGUUUGAUGCAAUCAACGAUGAUCGAAGCAUGCGGCAAGUGACGCGCAUGCUGACCUACCCACUUACGAUAGGUAGCGUGUUGCAUGAAUUAAGUCCGUAUAGUAUUAGGAAGGGUAGCAGGCUUACGGCUGAAGGUCUCAAGAGUGUUAGCGCCCUCCGUUACUCUUUACACCCGCCCAAGACUGGUGAAGGUGUCGAUAUUCAAGGUCUACGUGUGAAGGCACCUCCAGUACGGGUCUUUAUUUUAGGUGCACGUGCUGAGUCUUCCCUACCUCGUGAUGUGUGGCUCCAACUUAGCCACAUCUUCCCACGGUCUCUCAUUAAUCUCAUCUUCAUCGGCCCCGAAAGCAUGGCAAAUCGCGACGAGGAAUUCCCUCUUCCAGAGAGGACGCCGGAGAACCCGUUCGGGGGAGUUGUUGAGGACAGAUUAGGCGGUCAGAUGAAAAUCACAACUUAUGUGGAUUACUUCCACACAAUGUAUAAAGCACAAUACUUCCAGCCGUUCGAUCCGUACCUCGACUGUGUUGUACUUUUCCAUCCCGGUCUUGGACACCCUGCCAGCUCCCAUGAGUGGGAAGAGACGCUGCCGCUGCUCCUUGAGACCAAGAUUCCCAUCAUCACUACGGGCUACACGCAGUGGGAUAUGGAAAGGGACAUCAACUGGGUGCGCGACAAGUGUGCAGGAGAGUUUGACAUACUGCUCGAGCCUGGUGAGAAUAUUUUCCGCAGCUUAAGGUGGGAUCUUAAUGACCUUGAUCCGCAUGAUGUCUCUUGCGGUAAUUGGGGCCUAUGGGCAUUCAGGGGGAAGAGAUAUGAGGCAACAUUCAAGGACUCUUGA
Messenger RNA from Aspergillus versicolor CBS 583.65, 4977 nucleotides. RefSeq lists its product as uncharacterized. Lineage: Eukaryota; Fungi; Ascomycota; Eurotiomycetes; Eurotiales; Aspergillaceae. Gene Ontology annotation, cellular component: intracellular membrane-bounded organelle; membrane; nuclear envelope. Gene Ontology annotation, biological process: piecemeal microautophagy of the nucleus; endocytosis; exocytosis. The transcript has 7 exons. Gene Ontology annotation, molecular function: sterol binding; protein binding. The coding region runs from base 1 to 4977 and encodes 1658 amino acids. The record is from RefSeq and is a predicted model, not a curated record.